AUGGGAAAGAAGUGUAAUGCUCCGCCGGAGUGUGUCCCGGACUACUCGAAGGACGAAGCCUAUCUGAAAACCGUGAUUCCUACACGCAUCGCUCUCUUCGAAUCCAUCAAAGGCCAACAACUCCCUCACCGUCAAUCCAUCAGCGGCAAUCCCAUCAAAAUUUUUGUUGUUGGAAGGAUAAUAUUGAGGAAUGGGAGUGUGAAGGAUGGGAAGAAAUGGAUAUCAACUCCACUCGACAUUGCGAAAGGGAUUUCCAAGGAUUGGGGAGAGAAUGCGUUGAUUUCGAAGGUCAAUGGAGUGCUGUGGGACAUGUUGAGGCCACUUGAAGGUGACUGCGAACCCAAAUUAUUUAAAUUUGACAGCGAUGAAGGUCGCGACACCUUUUGGCAUUCAAGUGCUCACAUUCUAGGGCAGGCUCUUGAGAUAGAAUAUGGGUGCAAGUUAUGCAUUGGGCCUUGUACUACAAGAGGGGAGGGUUUUUAUUAUGAUGCUUUUUAUGGCGAUCUGGGCUUAAAUGAGGAUCACUUCAAACAGAUUGCAUCAGGGGCAGCGAAAGCUGUUGGGGAAAAGCAGCCUUUUGAUCGCAUUGAAGUUACAAGAGGCCAGGCUCUUGAGAUGUUUUCUGAAAAUAAAUUUAAGAUUGAAAUCAUUAAUGAAUUACCUGACGACAAAACUAUCACAGUAUACAGAUGUGGCCCCUUAGUUGAUUUGUGUCGUGGACCACAUAUACCAAAUACAUCUUUUGUGAAAGCAUUUGCUUGUUUAAAGGCUUCAUCAGCAUAUUGGAGGGGAAAUAGAGAACGUGAAAGUUUGCAAAGAGUUUAUGGGAUAUCUUAUCCUGAUCAAAAAAGUUUGAAGGAUUAUAUUGCCAGACUGGAAGAGGCAAAGAAAUAUGACCACAGAGAACUGGGGAAGACUCAGGAGCUUUUCUUUUUUCACCCACUGAGCCCAGGAAGCUGUGUCUUCCUUCCGCAUGGUGCUCGAAUUUACAACAAACUGGUGGAAUUUAUACGAAAUCAAUAUUGGAAGAGAGGAUACCAAGAGGUUGUGACGCCAAAUAUCUAUAACAUGCAACUCUGGGAAACAUCUGGUCAUGCUGCAAACUAUAAGGAGAAUAUGUUUUUAGUUGAGAUUGAGAAGCAAGAGUUCGGACUCAAGCCAAUGAAUUGCCCAGGGCACUGUUUAAUAUUUGAUCAUCGAGUUCGUUCAUACAGGGAACUUCCUCUUCGCCUGGCUGAUUUUGGAGUCUUGCAUCGGAAUGAGGCUAGUGGUGCACUUAGUGGGUUAACUCGUGUCAGGAGAUUUCAGCAGGAUGAUGCUCACAUCUUCUGCAGGGAGGCCCAGAUUAAAGAUGAAGUCAAGAAUGCAUUAGAGUUCAUCAGUUCUACCUAUGAGAUAUUUGGGUUCACUUUUGACUUGAAGCUAUCAAUGAGGCCAGAUAAAUAUCUUGGGGACUUAGAAACAUGGGAAAAAGCUGAGGCUGAUCUUACAGAAGCAUUGAACGAGUUUAAGAAGCCAUGGGAGAUAAAUGAGGGUGAUGGUGCAUUUCAUGGGCCAAAGAUUGAUAUCAGUGUUUCUGAUGCACUGAAUAGGAAAUUCCAGUGUGGAACUUUGCAGCUGGAUUUCCAACUUCCUUCUCGUUUCAACUUAGCGUACUCAGCGGAGGAUGAAGCUAAGAAGGAAAGACCUGUUAUGAUACACAGAGCCAUUCUAGGUUCCGUUGAACGUAUGCUCGCUAUACUUUUGGAGCAUUAUAAGGGCAAAUGGCCUUUCUGGCUUAGUCCGCGUCAAGCAAUUGUUUGCCCUGUUUCAGAGAAAUCGGAACCAUAUGCACUACAGGUAAAGGACCAGAUUCAUGAAGCUGGAUUUUACGUUGAUGUUGAUACAUCUGACAGAAAAAUUCAGAAAAAGAUACGAGAAGCUCAGUUAGCACAAUACAACUACAUAUUGGUUGUUGGUGAGAAGGAAACAGAAGCUGGAACGGUGAGUGUGCGGGUGAGAGACACAAGGGAUCUUAGAGAUGAGAGCAUCGAGGGCCUGCUCAAAUUCUUCAGGGACGAAGUUGCUGCUUUUCGUUAAGGGUGUGCUUGUACAGAAGAAGGAUUCCGAUGAGACAAUCAACAUCAGGAUACUUAAGCCUGGAUGUUGAAGAAGUUUCUAAUAUCUCGUUACAACUUAUUAUCUGUAUUCCUUUCUUUCUUUGGUUCCUUAUUUUAUUCUCAUUAUGCUCAUUUUCUGUUAUAUAUUUAUUUAAUUUAAUUUUCUGAUUUCCUAACAUUUUUUUACGUACAUUCUCAUAAUUGUAACCUGGAAGUUAUUAAACACAUCAUUUAAUUGUUAACAUUUAAUCUCGAAUCUCUGUGUCUUGAAGUUGAGAUAUCAAGUAGACCACGAUGACUACAGGUUGAAACUA
Camellia sinensis is the source of this 2413-nucleotide messenger RNA. NCBI's taxonomy places the organism in Eukaryota, Viridiplantae, Streptophyta, Magnoliopsida, Ericales, Theaceae. The record is from RefSeq and is a predicted model, not a curated record.